AUGUGGGUAGGGGGGGGGGGGGACCGGCCCAGUGACCCGCAUGAGAACCAAAGUCACGUGCCUGGAUGUCAUGUGCCUGAAUGUGAGAACAAGACUCUGGGUUCAGUGAGUAGCGAAGAGUGGCAGCCAGAAUGGAUCGGAUGGUCAUUACCUGAUGACUCGAAAUGUCAUCGCUGGCAGCCGGUAGAUGGCGCCUGCGGUCGACAAUCCUUCGACAACGCUACACGGCUGGAUUGUGAAGACUUUAUAUACCAGGCCGGCAGCAGCAUCGUCGCUGAGUUUGAUUUGGCGUGUCAAGAAUGGAAAAGGUCCUUGGUGGGCACAGUGCACAAUGUCGGCAUGCUCAUCUCUUUACCUAUCAUGGGUUUUGUAUCAGACAAAUGGGGUCGAAGAGCUGCUCUGAUCGUGAGCGGUUGUGGUGCUGGAGUCCUGGGUUUGAUUAAAUCUUUUGUCACUUCUUAUCCUACAUAUCUUAUGGCUGAACUUCUUGAAACCGUUUGCGGAGCGAGCGUUUAUCCUGCUGCAUUUGUAUUAAUGAUCGAGUGGUUGGGGGUGGAACAGAGAAUUCUAGCCAGUUUAGUCCUGGGUAUACCGCUAGCGAUGGGUGCUGCAACAUUAUCGUUACUCGACUACCUCACGGGGUACUGGAGGACUUGGGCGAGAUUCGCGUACCCACCCUCCUUCUUGUUGCUCUUGUACCCAUGGUUGUUGCCAGAGAGUGUCAGGUGGCUGACCAUCCAGGGUCGCCUGACGGAGGCCGUGCAGAUCAUAAAGAGAGCGGCGAAGUAUAACAAAGUUAACAUUCCACAAGAUGGGCUUGAAAAGAUGCUCCUUAAUGAAGCCGAGCAGGUGAACAAUAAAGUGGAGGAGAUUAUAGAAGACGAGAGUCUGUUUAGGGCUUUGUUCAAGUACGGUGCACUGAGGCGGCGCCUAUGCGUUUGUUUCGUGUGGUGGGCAUCAGCAGUGUUCGUAUUCUACGGUCUGGCAGUGCAAGCGCACGCGCUGUCUGGAUCAGCGCACGCUAACUACGCGCUGGUGGCGAGUGCGGAGCUGCCCGCGCUGCUCGCCAACACGCUGCUGCUGGACCGGGUGGGUCGCCGGCCGCUGCUGACCGUUGCGCUGCUCAUUACCGCUGUGGCACUUAUCGCCAUUCCUUGCCUGCCCGAUGGUCAGUGUUGAGUAUUACUAAUUGUUUUCCCGUGACUUCGCCCGCUUAAAUUAUGGCAUACGCAUUAUAGUUUUCCGUAGGUUAAAGAAUUUUUAAAAUCAGUCCAGUAAUACGGAGCCUGUUCAAUGAAAACAAUCAAAUAUUUAUUAUAUUUGAUCAAUUUUGCAUUCACUCAAAUAUUUUUUUAAUGAAAAUUGCUUAAAAAACCUACCCUGUUUGAGUGGUUUGCCUGAAAUUUGAUGAAAAUACGCUCUGUAGUAGCGAAAGAGUAAUGAGUGCUUGAAAAAUUCGUGAGUACUGUUAGGCCUUGGGUAGCUCAGUGGUUAGAGCAGUCCGCAUUGCGAAAGGUUCGAGUCCCAUCUCAGAGUGCUAAGGACAAAGUGGAUUUAUUAAGCAUUUUUCAUUAAGGAAAGAUGUGAUUAUUAUCUUUCCUCUUUAUAAUGUUAGGAUAGAGUAGCUUCUUUUUGGAAUUCAAAAUCAUACGAUUUACACUUGUCGAUGGGAUCAGCAUGUGCACGAGCAGUGGUUUCGGCACGGCGUUGUACCUGUUGGGCAAGAUGGGUGCUACAAUGUCGCUGAAUGCGUUGUAUGUGUAUACGGCUGAGCUGUUCCCGACGAGAGCUCGGCAUCGGCUGUUGGCUGCUUGCUCCACGAUGGGAAGGUUGGGAGCUAUACUGGCACCUCUUACGCCACUGCUGGUAAGUGACACCGCGAAUCAAACUCUAGUUUGUAGACAGUAGAACUUAUUUUAAAACUGACAUUUUUUUUCUUUAUUUUCUUUAGCAAUUUUCGCCGUUAACUAAUACUUG
This is a messenger RNA of Diatraea saccharalis (sugarcane borer), 1977 nucleotides long. The record is from the annotation of a GenBank genome assembly. Lineage: Eukaryota; Metazoa; Arthropoda; Insecta; Lepidoptera; Crambidae.